AUGGACAGUGUCGACGACGUAUUCAAGAACGCGGGGCUUCGAAACCAAAACAAAAGGAAGCUUGAUGCCGUGCGCGACCCAAAUGAGAUAUACAAAUCAAGCCGCCUGUCAACCGAUGGCGAUCCGUACCGCCGCGCACGACUCGAAAACUACCAGGCCGAAGACGAAGAUGAGCAGGAUAUCGGGCCAGAGCUGCCACCCGUGGACGACAGCAGCGAAGAUGAAGAGGGGCGUUUCUUUGGAGGUGGUAUCAGCGAGAAGGAGUCGCAGAUCCUCGACUACGUCGAUGAUGCAGACGCUGGCGCUGCGCCAGAGCGAAUUGACUCUGGAUGGCUGCGCAAGACUGUGCUCAACUUCGAAAAGCACAUUGCAAAAAACGCUGAGCUGCGAGCCAAAUUUGAAAGUGAGCCCCAAAAAUUCAUCACAAGCGAAGCAGACCUUGACGCAGACAUCAAAAGCCUCUCAAUUUUGGCCGAAUAUCCCGAAUUAUACGCAGAAUUUGUGAGACUUGGUUGCACCGACAGUCUCGUCGGUCUGCUGACGCACGAGAAUACAGAUAUUGCGAUUGAUGCAAUAGAGAUCAUUGGAGAGCUCACAGACGAGGACGUAGCCGCAGAGGACGCGCAAUGGAACGAAUUGGUCGAUGCUCUCUUGAACGCUGACCUGCUCGACCUUCUCUUGUCCAACCUUUCACGACUCAAUGAAGACAACGAGUCAGACCGAAAUGGUGUUUACUAUUCUCUCGGUAUAUUGGAGAAUUUCUGUUCCAGGAGCCAAGUUGCAGCUCGCAUAGGCAACGAGGAACAUUUGCUACAGUGGCUCAUCCAGCGCAUCCAGCGCAAAGAAGUCAAGGUGACGCAAAAUAAACAAUACAGCGCCGAGGUCCUCGCCCUCGUGGCACAAGCAUCAGAAACUAGCAAAGAGGUUCUUGCUGAGGCCGAUGCAGUAGAUGAUCUCUUACAGCUUGUCGCGCAGUAUCGCAGACGAGAUCCCGCCAGAAAUGGAGAGGAGGAGGAGUAUAUGGAGAACUUGUUCGAGGCCUUGACGUGCAUCGUGGACUCGGACGCGGGCAAGAGCAAAUUUUUGGAAGCAGAAGGCGUUGAGCUCUGCCUCAUCAUGAUGAAGGAAGGGAAAAGGGCCAGAGCACCGGCAUUACGUCUACUUGACCAUGCCGCUUCUGGUGUGUGUGGCAUUAACACCUGCAAUCAGAUUAUCGCGGCUGGAGGGCUGAAAACCAUGUUUACUGCGUUUAUGAAGACAGCUGAGCAUCGAACCGUUGACCACCUUGUCAGCAUUUUCGCAAACAUGCUACAGCGCUUCCCCGCCGAGUCUGCAGAACGCAUUCGGACUCUCGCCAAGUUCGUGGAGAAGGGCUACGAAAAGACUACCAAGUUAGUCGAGCUCUUCUGCGACUACAAAAGCAAAGUUUCUGCUGCUGUGCUACAAGUUGAAGCCAACCGACCACAAUAUGGGAAUGGCGAGGAGCACGCCUAUCAAGUCCUUGCCGCUAGGCUCGAUAACGGGCUCUUUACACUCCAACUAAUUGCCUUAAUUCUCUCAUGGCUUGUGGCAGAAGACAAUGGCGCAAGACAGAGGAUCAAGAAGCUGCUAGCAGAACAUGACGAGCACCUGAGCUCUUUACUAACACUAGUACGAGAGCAACAAGACGGAUUAGACACGAGCGAGAAGGAUAACAAGAAUCUAAGUGUUAUGCUGGGGGCGCUAAUAGAGUUUCUUCAAUGA
This is a messenger RNA of Beauveria bassiana ARSEF 2860, 1743 nucleotides long. RefSeq names its product DUF1716 domain protein. The record is from RefSeq and is a predicted model, not a curated record. The transcript has 3 exons. The coding region runs from base 1 to 1743 and encodes 580 amino acids. Lineage: Eukaryota; Fungi; Ascomycota; Sordariomycetes; Hypocreales; Cordycipitaceae. Gene Ontology annotation, cellular component: spliceosomal complex.